AUGGCUGAUCAAGGUCGCCUCAGUGGCAUCUUAGGACCAUUCCGGCUCGUCUGGGUAUCCGUCAAAUUGCACUACCGCGCUUUCAAAAAAGCCAUUCGCAAAGACGGUCUCGCUUCUCUUACACAUCCCCAACGAAUUCGAGACGCUGCUGUAGCAAAACUGUUCAUAUUAACUUCCUCCGGUUUCAUCGCCUAUGAAAACACCACCUCUGUCCCCUCCCUUGUCCGCGCCGCUCAAGGCAAAAUACUCGAACUCGGCCCCGGACCAGGCAACCAGAUCCACCGCUACGAUCCAUCUCUGGUAGACAUCAUAUACGCCGUUGACCCUAACCCCAACUUUGAAAACCCAGUUGCCGUAAAGCUCAAGAAACUUGAUCUCCAAGAUAAGUAUAAGUUUCUAGCGUGUGGUGUUGAAGAAAGCGAUAUUUUGAUGAGGGAGGGGAUUACAGAGGGGAGUAUGGAUACUGUGGUAAGUAUUCAGGUAUUGUGUUCGGUGCGGGAUGUGAAGAGUGUGAUGAGGGCUCUGUGGAAGUUGUUAAGGCCAGGGGGCAGUUUUGUAUUUUGGGAACAUACGAGGAAUAAGGAUACUGUUACGGCUAUGGUGCAAGCUUGUUGGAAUCCUGCUUGGAGCGCACUCGUCGGGUGUUGUCUGAAUCGGGACAUCAAGGCGGAUAUCCUUGCUGCUGGAGAGUGGGAGAACCCCGGUGACAUUGAGGUGGCCGAUGAUCCGUAUAGUUGCUUGCCCAGGAUUUGGGGAGUGCUUAAGAAGAAAGCUUGA
Molecule: messenger RNA, 777 nt
Organism: Penicillium riverlandense
Lineage: Eukaryota; Fungi; Ascomycota; Eurotiomycetes; Eurotiales; Aspergillaceae
Exons: 4
Coding region: 1-777 (258 amino acids)
Source: RefSeq, a predicted model, not a curated record